Phascolarctos cinereus (koala) is the source of this 4341-nucleotide messenger RNA. It is a transcript of the gene EFL1, whose product is annotated as elongation factor like GTPase 1. The record is from RefSeq and is a predicted model, not a curated record. Gene Ontology annotation, cellular component: ribonucleoprotein complex; cytosol. Gene Ontology annotation, biological process: cytosolic ribosome assembly. Lineage: Eukaryota; Metazoa; Chordata; Mammalia; Diprotodontia; Phascolarctidae. Gene Ontology annotation, molecular function: ribosome binding; GTPase activity; GTP binding.
UCCCCAGCUCCCCCAUCCUUGAGUUCCGGGUGUGCAACAGCCUCCUCCUCCGCGUCUCCUCCGGCACGCGUGGUGGCGCCUGAGCUGCUGGGCCCGACAUCGGCUCCUUGGGUUUUUUUGUCAUCUGUAACUGAGUGAGUGGGGAAAAAAAAGACCAUGGUGCUCAACAGUUUGGAUAAGAUGAUUCAACUCCAGAGAAAUACCAGUAACAUCAGAAACAUCUGCAUACUGGCUCAUGUGGACCACGGGAAAACCACGCUGGCAGACUGCCUCAUAUCUAGCAAUGGAAUCAUCUCCAGUCGCCUGGCUGGGAAGUUAAGAUAUAUGGAUAGCCGAGAAGAUGAACAGAUUCGAGGAAUCACCAUGAAAUCGAGUGCCAUUUCCCUACACUAUGAAAAAGAUGAUCAGGAGUACCUCAUUAAUCUAAUAGACUCCCCGGGACACGUGGAUUUCUCCUCAGAAGUAUCAACUGCCGUCCGAAUUUGUGAUGGCUGCAUCAUUGUGGUGGAUGCUGUGGAAGGAGUCUGCCCACAGACGCAAGCAGUCCUUCGACAAGCCUGGCUAGAAAACAUCCGCCCAGUUCUAGUGAUCAAUAAAAUAGAUCGUUUGAUAGUGGAACUUAAGUUGACCCCUCAGGAAGCAUAUUCUCACCUGAAGAAUAUCUUAGAACAGAUUAAUGCACUCACUGGGGCUCUUUUUACUUCUAAAGUCUUAGAAGAAUGGGCCAAAAGAGAAACCGAAUCCCAAGAGAGUUCAGAUUCUGUACCAGGAGACCAAGUUUAUGACUGGAGUGCAGGCUUGGAGCACACAGAUGAUUCUCACCUUUACUUCUCACCAGAUCAGGGAAAUGUGAUAUUUACAAGUGCAAUAGAUGGAUGGGGCUUUGGGAUUGAGCAUUUUGCCAAACUCUACAGCCAAAAACUUGGCAUCAAAACCGAUGUUCUUCUGAAGACCUUAUGGGGAGAUUAUUACCUAAAUACAAAAUCAAAGAAGAUUAUGAAAGCUGACCAGACAAAAGGAAAGAAACCUUUAUUUGUACAGUUAGUCCUGGAAAAUAUAUGGAGUCUCUAUGAUGCAGUCCUGAAAAGGGACAAAGAAAAAAUUGAUAAAAUAGUAAGCUCAUUGGGAUUAAAAAUUGGAGCCCGAGAGGCACGUCAUUCUGACCCUAAAGUUCAGAUCAAUGCCAUUUGCAGCCAGUGGCUUCCAAUAUCAAAUAGUGUUCUUGACAUGGUAUGUCAGAAACUCCCUAGUCCUCUUGACAUCCCGGCUGAGCGGGUGGAGAGGCUGCUGUGCACUGGAGCAAGGACCUUUGAUUCUCUUCCUCCAGAAACCCAGGAACUAAAGACAGCUUUUAUGAAAUGUGGAAGUGAAGACACAGCUCCAGUGAUCAUCUUUGUUUCCAAAAUGUUUGCAGUUGAUGCAAAGACUUUACCUUGUAACAAACCGAGGCCUCUAACUCCAGAAGAAAUUGCUCAAAGGCGGGAGUUUGCGAGAAGAAGGCAUGCUGAAAAGCUGGCUGCUGCUCAGGGACAGAUGCCAUUGGAACCAGCUCUUGUUGAAAAUGCAUCUGAAAUCUGUCCAAAGAAAGAAGAGACAAAAAAUGAUGAGCAGCUGACCAGUCCAGUUGAGAGUAUCACCUUAAAACCUGUGAUGCAGGAAGCAGAGGACAAAGAUUCUUUCAUUGCUUUUGCUCGGGUGUUUAGUGGUGUGGCUCGAAGAGGACAGAGAAUUUUUGUCUUAGGACCCAAAUAUGAUCCUGCUGAAUUUUUGCAAAGGGUACCUUUAGGCUUUUCGGCUUCUCCAGAUGAUCUUCCGUCAGUUCCCCAUAUGGCUUGUUGUACUUUGGAAAACCUCUACCUUCUGAUGGGAAGGGAACUAGAGGAUCUACAGGAAGUGCCCCCAGGCAAUGUACUAGGGAUAGGAGGUCUGCAGGAGUUUGUCCUGAAGUCUGCUACCCUGUGUACCUCGCCAUCUUGCCCUCCCUUUAUCCCACUCAACUUUGAAGCCACUCCCAUUGUGAGAGUUGCAAUUGAGCCAAAACAUCCAGGUGAGAUGCCGCAGUUGGUUAAAGGAAUGAAGCUUUUAAACCAGGCUGAUCCAUGUGUGCAAGUUUUAAUUCAGGAGACUGGAGAACAUGUGUUAGUUACAGCAGGAGAGGUCCAUCUCCAACGAUGCCUGGAUGACUUGAAAGAAAGGUUUGCAAAGAUUCAAAUCAGUGUAUCUGAACCAAUCAUCCCAUUUAGGGAAACAAUUACUAAGCCACCCAAAGUGGACAUGGUCAACGAAGAAAUAGGUAAACAACAGAAGAUUGCAGUCAUACACCAAACCAAAGAGGACCAGAGCAAACUCCCUGAGGGGGUCCAGGUUGAUGCCGAUGGGCUCAUCACAAUAACCACCCCAAACAAACUCGCCACUCUCAGUGUCCGAGCCCUGCCUCUCCCGGGAGAAGUCACUCAGAUCCUUGAAGAAAAUAGUGAUUUGAUUCGGUCUAUGGAGCAACUGACUUCUUCUUUAAGUGAGGGGGAAAAUACUCAGAUGAUUCAUGAGAAAACCCAGGCUAAGAUCCAGGAGUUCAAACAAAAGUUGGAGCAAAACCUACAGGGAAGGAAAUGGAGGAAUGUUGUGGACCAGAUCUGGUCAUUUGGUCCUAGGAAAUGUGGACCUAAUAUAUUAGUAAAUAGAUGCAACGAUUUUAAGAGCUCUGUAUGGCAGUGCCUUGAGAGCAAAUGUAUUAAAGAAGCAAGUAAAUACAGAGAUUUUGACAAUAGUAUCAUCAGUGGAUUUCAGCUGGCAACAUUCUCAGGCCCCAUGUGUGAAGAACCGCUCAUGGGUGUCUGUUUUGUUCUAGAAAAAUGGGACCUAAGUAAAUUCUUGGGUCAAGGAGCAACUGAGAAAGCCGAAGAGGAGCUAGACAGAGGUGAAACUGCUUCUGACCCAAGUAAACCUCUAGGGUCACCCACUGAAAAGGAACAGUUUCAAGAGGAGUAUCCAGAGACAUUGGAAAAAAGGAGCAAGCGUAAAGGGGAAGCAUUCCUGGCCGACUGUUAUGGCCCUUUCUCUGGUCAGCUGAUUGCUACUAUGAAAGAAGCUUGCCGCUAUGCACUACAAGUGAAACCCCAGCGCCUCGUGGCAGCAAUGUAUACCUGUGACAUCAUGGCCACUGCAGAAGUAUUAGGUCGGGUCUAUGCUGUCUUGUCAAAGAGAGAAGGUCGAGUACUGCAGGAAGAGAUGAAAGAAGGGACGGACAUGUUCAUUAUCAAAGCUGUGCUUCCAGUAGCUGAAAGCUUUGGAUUUGCUGAUGAAAUAAGGAAGAGGACAAGUGGUCUUGCCAGCCCACAGUUGGUGUUCAGCCAUUGGGAGAUAAUAUCCAGUGAUCCAUUCUGGGUUCCAACUACUGAGGAAGAAUAUUUGCACUUUGGAGAGAAAGCUGACUCAGAGAACCAAGCUCGAAAGUACAUGAAUUCAGUACGAAAGCGGAAAGGACUUUAUGUGGAAGAAAAAAUUGUGGAACAUGCGGAGAAGCAAAGAACACUUGGCAAAAAUAAGUAACUGUCUCCAUUUUCAGUUCAGUACACUGGUGGAUUAUUUUUUUCCUCUCUAACAGAUUAAAAGCAUCAUUAAGGAUUUGCAGUUUUGAAAUUUUUCUUUCUGCUGCAGAAUUUGUUCGUUUUUAAUAAACUUGAUCAAGUUUAGUGUAUUAAAUAAGGUUAUUCAAAAAAGAUGUUGAUAAGGUAUUUUUCAAAGACUGGUUUUAGUCUAAGGCAAGUAUGUGUUACAGAUACCUAAACAACGACUUGUCAGUUUUCUACAUAACCUUAAAGAUUCCAAUAUUAAUAUCGAGUAGGACAAGAUUUUUAAUACAGGGACAACAAAUUAUGGAGUCUUUGGUUUGUGUUUAUUGCUUUUUCAUUUUGUGAAAAGUCAUCAUGGUUCUACCUUGCAUCCUGAAAUUUUGUGUGAAAUUUGUGAUAAACUUUGUAGAAUGAAAACAUUGAGGAAAACAUCACCCACAAACGAGUGGCAGAACUGUGCAACAGAAACAUUUUUUGCAUGUGAAAGUCAAAUCAUACCUAGUACAUUGUGUGGAGAUCAUGUGACUGACUAGUAGAAAAGUAACCAUUUUAAACUCAGGGUAUAAUUCAUCAAAUCUCAAACAAUUACAAUAGAUUCAUUUGACAGCAUUGCUUAACAGAAUGUUUUCUUAUGUGUAAUAUGCCAGUAACUUACCUUGUCAACUGACUAUUUGAACAACCUUCACUGAUUACUGUGAACAUCAUCUUAAAUUCCUUUAAGAUGUAGUAGGAAUAAUAAGUCACACAUAUACUUUAAAAAUAGUGUUAC